GCGCGAUUUCUCUGCACAAUGCCAUGGUUGCCGGACACGGUGCGCACGUGUACAUAUACGAAUGGAGCUAGAUUGUUAUCUGUUUUGAAUAUUUCGCGUUUGAGCACACGGCUGUCGAUGUUAUCGGCAAUUUUUCGUUUUUGCGUUAGCCGCUACCUCAAAGCUACACCUCCGCCUGCGCAUCCACUCUGUAUACGUCACUGUCUGUCAAAGUUCAUCGUUCCUAUUCUCGUACUAAUGCACAAAACUGCUCGUUCAGAACAUUUCAUUUCGUCCACGAAAACCGGAGCCAGAAUCAAGAUCUAUUCGAACACCUGCCCCCGCAGCACGGAUCGCCUCAUCAGCAUCUGUGGGAAACCCACGACGUGCAUCGAAUGCAUACGUGAAUUGAUCGCCACCAUUAAGACCUCACCGCUGAAGGGUGUAAACAAUCCUUAUGACCCGCACAAUUUCGAUGAUUUUUAUGCCGACGACUACGGCGGCUACGGUAGCGCCGAUGGAGGUCAAGGCAAGGUCGGCGGAUUUGGUGGACCCGGUGGUCGUGGAGGAGGCGGCGGAGGUGGCGGUGACUGGUGGCGGCGGCGGAAUGCCACCGGAGACGGGGAUAACCGUGGAGGCGGUCCUGGUGAUGGAUGGGGAAUGCAAGGAAGUGCACCUAAUGGCUUGGGUGGUGGCGGGGGUAACACAGGAAUAGGUGGUCCACCUAUGGGUGGGAACAAUCAAGGCAACCAGGGCAACAUGAGUGGAAACAAGACCAGUACACAAGUCACCAUUCCUAAAGACUUGGCCGGAGCUAUAAUUGGCAAAGGCGGCGCGAGAAUCAGAAAAAUCAGAUCCGAUAGUGGUGCUGGAAUAACUAUAGACGAGCCACUGCCUGGCAGUAACGAUCGCAUCAUCACUAUCACCGGAAUUCCCAGUCAGAUACAAAUGGCCCAGUACCUGCUGCAACAGAGCGUACACGAGAAUGCAGAUCAUUACUAAAACGUGGUGAGAGAUGUAUUCGGGGAAGAGGGGAGCCAAAGAUGCGCUUUUAUAACUUUUUUUUAGAAAUAUUUCUUGGGUAAACACAUACAAACACUGAAAAUGGAACCUGAAACAAGUACAUUUGACAUGCACCUGCAGAAACGCGCGCAACAACUUCCGGCAGAGUGCUGGGCACGGAAAGAUAAUUCGUAGAAUUUACAUCAAACACAUAUACACGCCACAUGCCACACGCGAAUCACCCUCUCCCAGGAAGAUAAACGCUUGUGGUCGAUGCUAACGUGACCUUGAUGCGGCGAUUCUAUUCAAGAAUGAUAGUCGCCUAUUACAGCUUGCAAAGCAAAUCGAUUCACGAAUCGAGUACUGUUAACGUUUUCGAUGUCGGCCUUUCUUUAGCGUAGAAUUCUCUUAUUUGUAUCGUGUACCGCGAGGCACACAUACUAUCGAUGACAGCGGGGGGUUUCAAACUGGCAAGCAACCGUGUUUCCCAAUAUUAGCAUUCCCGAGAAAAGUAUUUAUUGUUUAAAGAAAAUCCAAAGAGCGAUCCGUUUUUUUUUUUAACAUUGAAUGCGCGCUAAUUCUCACAGGAAAUUAUCGUAUAUGUUUCUUUUUCUCUUUUGUUAUUAUCGUUAUAGAUCUUGUCUCUUUCGCCCGACGGGGAAUUGACGUGUUUUAAUUUUGAAUUAUAUAGAUUGUGCCAACAAUCGAGACGCUGGCACGAAACAGCCAAUUUGAAACCGUUUAGACACAACUCUCCUGAACAUCGAGACUUGACAACGCACACUUUUCCCAUUACGUUUCUUUCCAAGCUUUUUGAUAAAUUCUUUACAAAUUCUAAUCAUAUGGAAGUAAGAAUAAAUGCGCAUAGAGUGAAUGCGAGGGCAACAGUGUCGAAGGAACGGAGAGGUCGAGCGAGAGAGAGAGAGAAAGAAAGAAAGAAAGAUUUUACUAGGCAAACAUACAUUUGCGGGGAACAAACAAGUAUGAUACUGACAAGUAUGAUACUGACAAGUAUGUUCGUGCGGAAAGAAACUGUAUAUAAAACCCACUCUGAUGUCUCUGUCUCUUGGUUAAUUGUCGCAUACACCGUUUCUGCCGUUGCAUUAUUAUAAUAGUUAUUAAUUAUUAUUACUAUAUAAUUAUUGAUAAGAAUACCUUUGCGUUAUUAUAUUCUAUCCUAAAUCUGUAUUAAUCAUACCUUCAUCCCCUAGCGAAUGCAUAGCAUUCUUAGCGUUAUAAUGGGUAGAAAUAUUUAGGCUUCAUGAAAGAGAUGUAUGUCUUUAAGGGGGCACCAUCGGUGAAGAGGAAACCGUUCUCGAACGAUUUGGAGUAGAUGGAUUAGAGAGUGAUAAGAGAGUGAGUUUCGUACAAUAAAUCUGCCACAGAGCCCGUUAUAUUGGAUAUUGAUGUGAUAUCUCAAUGAAUCGCCAUUAUUUCAUUAUGUUUUCUGAUAAUGGAACGAAGUAUAUUUUCAAGGUUUUUUUUUUAUGCGUCUUGCAAUUAUUCUUCUACAUUGUACAGAAUCUUGAAAGAAACGUGUGAAUUUGAGCGAAUUACGUAGAUCGUUCUGAGACUACGAUGCUGUUGCCACUGCUAUACAUGUAUAUUUUAGCAGAUAGUCCGUUACAAUCAUCUUCGUCGAUGUGCAAAAUCUUUACGCUGAGGUCUUCAUACGAAAGUAUGAUCGCAAAAACAGCCAGAUUGGCAUACAACAUGAUCUCUGUAAAUAUAUACUUAUACUUAUAUAGCAACAACCUUGCGAAGUGACUGCUCGAACGGAUGUACCUUUUGGUGUAUACGUUUGGUAACAGUCGCGUAGAUGACUUUCCAAGUGCAAUUAAACGCGAUUGUACUACAAAAAGCAUUAUUUAGCUGUCACAACCAUUCGAGCGAUCGUGAUCAUUAAAACCCCACUCUAAAUAGUCAGUUUAAUAUUCGAGCGAGUACGCCUGGACGUGAUCAACGUCACUUUUAAAUGCGUACUCGUUGGAGAAUUGAAUUGUCAUGAUGUAUGCCAGGCUGUAUUAAGCCAGUACAACCUUUCUGAUAAGAAAAAAAAAAAAGAAGUAUGAUUAACGUAAUGAUAAAUCUAAUAGCCAUUUCCAGUUUUCCCGCGUACCGAUGGUCAGCCCCAAGUUAACUCGUAAUACCCCCUUUCCUCUCUCUCUCUCUCUCCUCCAGCCUUCUCCCUGAAAAUACAUUUAGUCUGGUCAGUAAACGUCAUCCCUCCCGGGGUGCCUAUAAAGGGCAUUUUUAAGCAUCUUGACCGUGAAUCGAGUGUCCAUUCAACGGAAGCGUACCGACCUGUAAGCAGUAAAUGACGCAUUCGCAGUCUGUUAUUUGGGAUAAUCCCGCGUGGAUUUGCAUAGGUACACAAAAGGCUCGAUAUAUUCGGCACGAAAUGUCAAGUGAAAUCACGAUCCAUAUGUAAAUUUGCGUGCGGGAUGAACUUACAGAUUCAGAGAUCUCUCGUUUACUCUUGCAGCAAGAUUUCUGUCAGCUGUUCACAGACGGACGUGCGCGACUGUAUGUCUCCUUGAUGAAAUAUCUCAAAGAAUUGAAGUAUUUUUUCUCCUUUGUUAAUUAUUUUUUUAUUUUGGCGUUAUUAUGCUUUUACAUCAUUGUUUUAAAUUCGGAUGCGAAGAAUAGAGAAAAAAAUAUUCUCUCUUUGCGUGUCCAGUUACGAGUACUAUUAUUCGAAAUACAUGCUUUUGUACA
Pogonomyrmex barbatus (red harvester ant) is the source of this 3699-nucleotide messenger RNA. RefSeq names its product Heterogeneous nuclear ribonucleoprotein K (gene HnRNP-K). Gene Ontology annotation, molecular function: RNA binding. The record is from RefSeq and is a predicted model, not a curated record. NCBI's taxonomy places the organism in Eukaryota, Metazoa, Arthropoda, Insecta, Hymenoptera, Formicidae.